Eremothecium gossypii ATCC 10895 is the source of this 1737-nucleotide messenger RNA. RefSeq names its product O-acyltransferase (gene GUP1). Lineage: Eukaryota; Fungi; Ascomycota; Saccharomycetes; Saccharomycetales; Saccharomycetaceae. The record is from RefSeq and is marked provisional. Gene Ontology annotation, biological process: GPI anchor biosynthetic process. Gene Ontology annotation, cellular component: endoplasmic reticulum. Bases 1 to 1737 code for a protein of 578 amino acids. The transcript has a single exon.
AUGCUCCAUUCGCUCUGGGAUGCAACGCUCACGUGCGUGAGCCGGUUGUUCUCCUUGGAAGCGCUAGACGCCCGAUUAGCUCCUUCGAAUGACCCCAAAAUAAGACAGAGAAUUACAAUGCAGGCUACUCCAUCUCGCUGGAAAACCGCGGAAUUCAAGUUUUACUAUGCCGUAUUUGCGAUUGCUGUCCCACUCAUGUUCAAGGCAGCGGUAGACGCUACCAAUGCCUGGAAUCCGAAUUACAAGAAGAUAGAGCCUCUCUUGGAUCAAGGAUGGCUAUUUGGGCGCAAGGUUGACAACAGUGAUAGUCAAUAUGGCUUCUUCAGAGGGAACUUCGCCCUAUUGUUUGCAUUGGCAGCGGGGCAUCUCUUAACGAAGCGCGUCGCGCUCAUGUUAUUUCCGAUCCAAAAGCUUACUUUUGACCUAUACUUUGGACUUUUCUUCAUUGUGGUGGCCCAUGGAGUUAACACUUUCAGAGUUCUCAUUCACGUUGUAAUUAUGUUCGCUAUAGCCAGAAUCCUCCGGAAUCAGCGCAAAGCGGCUACAAUACUGUGCUGGGUAUAUGGUAUUGGGACGCUCUUUUUUAACAGCAAGUAUGAUACGUACCCAUUCGGUGAUGUCCUUCCUUUCCUAUCAUUUUUGGAUACUGCGUACAAGGGUCUAAUUAAACGCUGGGAUGUAUUCUACAAUUUCACUCUACUUCGGAUUUUGUCUCACAACUUAGACUACCUAGAAAAAUGGAGCGAUGAACCACAACAAGAAGCUUCUCGCUCUGUGUCGCCGUCGCAAGAAUUCGAUACGUUCAAGGACGGGAAAUGCCCAGAAUUGUUAGAUGAGCGUUCCCGCCUCACUGCACCACAUCCUAUAUCAGACUACAAUAUGGCAAAUUACCUCGCUUACGUCGCGUAUACUCCUCUAUAUAUUGCUGGCCCGAUUCUCACGUUCAAUGACUACCUCUACCAAACCCGUCGGACUUUACCGUCGAUAACUCCAUCAAGGACAUUCUAUUAUGCGCUAAACUUCUUGUGUUGUAUUAUGACCAUGGAGGUUGUUCUACAUUUUAUUUAUGUGGUGGCUGCAGCAAAGGCUAAGGCAUGGGAGGGAGACACGCCAUUCCAGCUAUCCAUGAUUGGGCUCUUUAACUUGAAUAUUAUAUGGCUAAAACUUUUGAUUCCUUGGAGAUUCUUCAGGCUUUGGGCACUAAUAGACGGUAUAGACCCACCAGAGAACAUGAUACGUUGUGUCGACAAUAACUAUAGCACAUUGGCAUUCUGGAGGGCCUGGCAUAGGUCGUACAAUAAGUGGGUUGUCAGAUACAUCUAUGUCCCACUAGGGGGUUCUACUAAUAGGAUAUUGACGUCUUUGGCGGUUUUCUCUUUUGUUGCUAUUUGGCACGAUAUCGAGCUUAAAUUAUUGGUAUGGGGCUGGCUAAUUGUCCUAUUUCUUCUACCUGAAAUAGUUGCCUCGAGCGUACUCAGCGCCUACUCUAACAGAGUAUGGUUUAGGUUUCUUUGCAGCGUGGGUGCAAUCGUCAACAUAUGGAUGAUGAUGAUUGCCAAUCUAGUUGGCUUCUGUUUGGGCACAGAUGGGACAAUUACAUUAUUAAAAGAUAUGUUUAGUACGGUGAAGGGUAUCUCAUUCUUCAUUGUUGCUAAUGGUGCGUUAUUUGUUGGAACGCAGACUAUGUUUGAGCAGAGGGAGCAUGAGAAGAGGCAAGGCAUUUACGUAAAAUGUUAA